Molecule: messenger RNA, 1605 nt
Organism: Menidia menidia (Atlantic silverside)
Lineage: Eukaryota; Metazoa; Chordata; Actinopteri; Atheriniformes; Atherinopsidae
Source: the annotation of a GenBank genome assembly
GAACUCUUUUUUCCAGGGCUGAAAACAGCAGAAUCGGCACAAAACGUCAGUAAAACGACCCCCCCAGAGGCCACCUCUCCUCCUUCCACUGCCCCCACGGUCUCCUCGACCACUUCAUCCUCCACCCCCAGCAGUCCUGGACCCAUCCUGGGCCUCCUCACAGUCUCGUGGUCAGCUAAAUGUAAAGGCACCGUCCAGCUCAUCCCGUACCCCCCCCUGGACGGCGCCCCCCUGCCGCUGUGCCACAACCCCGGCGAGGCCGUCCUCAACUUCCUGGAGAGGGUGUGUCGGGGUAAAGAUGGCUGCCAGCACCACGAACGCUGGCUGGACUCCGAGGGGAGCCAGGCCCAGGGAUACCAGGUGACCGAGGGGGGGGCCAGGCUGACCACGGCGUGCCGGCCACUCCGAGUCAAAUGCAAAGAGCGCGCUGAGGAGGGGACGGGUCAGCUGCGGGCCUUCAAAGUGUUGACCGCUCUGCUCUGCUGCGUGCUGCUGGUCAUCCUGCUAAUCCGCUUCACCAGACCCACCGUCAGAGCCCUGCAGAAGAGACUGUCGGACAAAAGGCAGACGCGCUGGAUCGGACCCACGCAGAGCCACAGUGUGUCCUACCAUCGAGGGAACGCUGCAGUCAAAGGCGGAGACGGAGAAAAGAGGCUUUCUUACCCAGCUCUGGAGCGGCUGACGGUGGGAGACAUGGGCGAUCCUUCCCUCAACAGGAACAGCGGCUACAGCUUCUAGCCGGCCCUCUUCCUGACCACCGGUCCUGACCACCGGUCCUGACCACCGUCGUCCUCCCCUGCGCUGUACAUGCUUUUUAAUUAUCUCGUCAGAUACUUGUGUAAAAACAUCACUAAGCUCGUAAAGAAAAUCGUCUGUCAGCUUUUUGGAAAAAAGGCCAAAGCGUGUGUACUUGUGCUUUUUUGCUGAGUCAUGAAGAUGUGUCUACUCAGCCGCAUUUUUCAAAACGGGGUGUAGAUUUAGUGUAGUUUUAGUCCUUUAGCUUUGGAAAGCCACUGGGUUUGGACUCAGGUUUACAUCCUCAGACUUUUCCCCCAGUUUCUUGUCAACUUUCAUCAAACACCAUGAAGAUACGACGAUUAGCAAUCCUAAAAUUGGGGUCAUUUAAAUAAAAAAAAGAGCGUUUUCUAGUGAAGCUGCUCUUAGAUUCAUAGUCACUAGCUGGUUUCAGGCAUCCAUAACUUCAAAUAGCUGAGAGGCAAGAGAAUCUGCUUCAGAAACCGGGAUCAGGAACUUUAAUCUGAUCAUCGGAGUCAUGACGCCACCUUUCUGUCAUGUUUGAAAAUGCAGCUUCUCUGGAAAAAUGUGGCCUUCCGUGUUUUCUCGCUGAGGUGAAGACUUAAUUUUCUUUUCUUUUCACGUAAUGCACCAACAUUCUCAAUAAAAAUCUCAUGAGUUGUGUUGUCUUCUUUUGUCAGACAAUCCUUGUGAGUCACACAUGGUUUGUGUGGAGUUUAGUGGGUUUUUUGGUGUGUUUUCAGUUUCCUCUUUCACCCUCAGUUUGGUCAUAUUUUCUCUCCUGCUUUAAGCUUCUUUCCUCUGCAUCUUUUAUAUGUUGUCUUUUUUUUUACUUGCUUUUGAACGAAU